Lynx canadensis (Canada lynx) is the source of this 1934-nucleotide messenger RNA. RefSeq names its product MAX dimerization protein 1 (gene MXD1). Bases 221 to 883 code for a protein of 220 amino acids. Gene Ontology annotation, molecular function: RNA polymerase II cis-regulatory region sequence-specific DNA binding; protein dimerization activity; DNA-binding transcription factor activity, RNA polymerase II-specific. Gene Ontology annotation, biological process: negative regulation of transcription by RNA polymerase II. The record is from RefSeq and is a predicted model, not a curated record. NCBI's taxonomy places the organism in Eukaryota, Metazoa, Chordata, Mammalia, Carnivora, Felidae. The transcript has 6 exons.
ACUCCGCGGCGGUGGCGGCUGCUGCUCUUCUUCGGGUUCUGUCACGGUGUUGGCGGUGCCCAGCUCACCGGCCCCCCUCCCCCUUCCGGCGAGCGCGGUCGCCAAAGAGGCUUUCUCAACCCUGCUCUGCGGGGUCCACAGCAGGGUGCGGGUGUCCGGUGGCGGCGGCGAGCCCGUGGGCAGUGGGGGUUGGUCCCGCGGCUCCGGCCCCCGGUGCAGAAUGGCGGCGGCGGUUCGGAUGAACAUCCAGAUGCUGCUAGAGGCGGCCGACUACCUGGAGCGGCGGGAGAGAGAAGCUGAACAUGGUUAUGCCUCCAUGUUACCAUACAAUAACAAGGACAGAGAUGCCUUAAAACGGAGGAACAAAUCCAAGAAGAAUAACAGCAGUAGCAGAUCAACUCACAAUGAAAUGGAGAAGAAUAGGCGGGCCCAUCUUCGCUUGUGCCUGGAGAAGUUGAAGGGGCUAGUGCCGCUUGGACCUGAAUCGAACCGACACACUACGUUGAGUUUAUUGACAAAAGCCAAAUUGCACAUAAAGAAACUUGAAGAUUGUGACAGAAAAGCCAUUCACCAAAUAGACCAGCUUCAGCGAGAACAGCGACACCUGAAGCGGCAGCUGGAGAAGCUGGGCAUCGAGAGGAUACGGAUGGACAGCAUCGGCUCCACUGUCUCCUCUGAGCGCUCAGACUCCGACAGGGAAAUCGACGUGGACGUUGAAAGCACAGACUAUCUCACGGGGGACCUGGACUGGAGCAGCAGCAGCGUGAGCGAUUCCGACGAGCGGGGAAGCAUGCAGAGCCUCGGCAGUGACGAGGGCUACUCCAGCUCCAGCAUGAAGAGGAUAAAGCUCCAGGACAAUCACAAGACGUGUCUGGGCCUCUAAGAGAGCGUGGUCUCCUCGGCUGCCUCCCGAUGGUUCUCUCGGCGGACGGGCUUAGGUAGUGUAUUGGACCCGCCCACAGCCCCCCUGCACGUAAGCUUCCGUGUACCACCUCUACCAAACUCAGCUUUGUAAACGUUCUCGCGGAAGUGCUUAGGAUUGUGGGUUUCUGAUUGCAUCCACUAGCUUCUCUCUCUGUCCCUAAAAAUUCAUCCGAGAGACUGUACAUUCCAAUCAAUUUGAAGCACCCAAGAAUUCUUAGACCGAAUAAGCAACUUUCACAUCUCAGCAGUUUCCCCCUCUUCCUUACCAUCCCCGUGUAGUCUAGCAAACCUUUCUUAGAGUUUUCUGGCUAUGUUACUCACCUAGCAGAAAUGUCCGAAUGUGUCUUGUGCUUAGGAACCUGAAGGAAACAAACUUUUAAAGUCGAGAUCCUGAUCUCAGAACUCCAAAGCAAGCUUUGAAAGCGGCGUUUAAGAGCACUUAACUGUGGACCUCACCCCCCGUGAGGAGUCAGGAAUACCUCCAGAAAACACCCCCUCACACACACCCUGCGCUGCUUCCCCGACCCGCGACCCGUGACCCGCGUGUGGAUGGGAGCAGUACUUCUCACUUUAGAAUGGACAUCUUGAUGGCAGGUCUCUGGGGCUGCACAGCUUUAUCAGAGCUCCAGCGGCGCUCGUUCCCACCCACCAGACGGUACAAUCUCUGCGAUGUGCUCUGGGCCGCGCCGUCCACUGCUGUCCCAAGACCCGUUUUCCCCUCCAAGUUUGUUAUGCUACUUGUCUCUGGAACAUUUUUUUUUCCUACCUCAGAGAUAAAUGAGAUCUCCAUUUCCCACUUAACACAAAGCGAUUAUGCCUUUUUUUCACCCCCAAAUAAGUGACACUUGGUCCAAUUCUAAUCUAUUUUCCUAUCUAACUUUCAGCAAUAACUGAGCUUUGGCACUAGCUGAGCUAGUGUCCAUCAUCAGUGAAAGGAAAAGUCCACAUUUCUACUCUGUUGCAGGUGAACAGGAGGGGAGGGUACAGUGUUAUUAGAAUUCCUCUCCUUA